This is a messenger RNA of Magnolia sinica, 2222 nucleotides long. RefSeq names its product calcium/calmodulin-regulated receptor-like kinase 1. Gene Ontology annotation, biological process: protein phosphorylation. The transcript is spliced from 8 exons. Bases 344 to 1636 code for a protein of 430 amino acids. Lineage: Eukaryota; Viridiplantae; Streptophyta; Magnoliopsida; Magnoliales; Magnoliaceae. The record is from RefSeq and is a predicted model, not a curated record. Gene Ontology annotation, molecular function: protein kinase activity; ATP binding.
UUCUUAUAAUGUAAAAGGCGACUCACGGAAUUUUUAAAAAACUAAUAAAUAUCUUUAAAUCUUCUUAGAUCGAUACCAUUUCGUCUCUCACUCUUCUCCAAUUCCCUCAUUUCUCCUUCUUCUCUCAAAAACAGUCCCUUUCUACUACUGCAGAUCCAGCCGUUCAUCGAUCUGUGGCCACUUGAAAGAGUUUGUUGCUGCUGGUGAAAAAAAAAAAAGAAGACAAAAAAGAAAGGAAAAAAGGUGCCACUUUGCACAAUUUAAUUCAGCUUGGAAUUUGGUGCCUUUUUCAGAUACAUGGGAAGGAUGAUUGAAUAGUCUAUUAUCGUUCAUUAACGAGGAGAUGAAAGGCGUGUCUUGGGGGCUGAUAGUUGGGGUUUCCAUAGGGGUGAUUAUUGGUGCACUUCUGGCCUUUUCUGCUCUGUUGUGUAUAAGGUUUCGUAAGAGGCAUGCACAGAUAGGGAUUAGCAAUUCACGGAGGGCUUCAACCAUCCCCAUGCGUGCCAAUGGUGUUGAUUCCUCUACAGUUUUGUCAGACUCAACCAUUAGUCAGGAGUCACCGAAACAAUCUGAAGGGAACAGCAUGUCCUUGUGGCUGGAAGGACCUAAGAGGAAGAAUGUAGUCUCAGUGUCUGGAAUACCCAAAUAUCCUUACAAAGAACUGCAAAAGGCAACUCGUAAUUUCACAACAGUUCUAGGGCAAGGGGCAUUUGGUCCUGUUUACAAAGCUCAGAUGUCAACUGGUGAGACGGUUGCUGUUAAAGUGCUCGCUACUAAUUCUAAGCAGGGGGAGAGGGAGUUCCAAACAGAGGUUUUUCUGCUUGGGAGAUUACACCACAGAAACCUUGUGAAUUUGGUGGGAUAUUGUGCAGAAAAAGGCCAGCACAUGCUUGUUUAUGUAUACAUGAGUAAUGGAAGUCUUGCGUCUCAUUUGUAUACUGAGAAACAUGGACUGUUGAUCUGGGAUUUGAGGGUUUAUAUUGCUCUGGACAUCGCAAGGGGUUUGGAGUAUCUUCACGAUGGGGCAUCCCCACCGGUGGUGCAUCGGGACAUCAAGUCUUCAAACAUACUGUUGGAUCAGUCCAUGAGAGCUAGAGUUGCUGAUUUUGGGCUUUCAGGGGAAGCAAUGGCUGCCUCUCAUGGAUCUAAUGUCAGGGGAACUUUUGGCUAUCUUGAUCCUGAGUAUGUAUCUACGAAGGCCUUCACGAAGAAAAGUGAUGUUUACAGCUAUGGCGUCCUGCUGUUUGAACUGAUUGCAGGCAGGAAUCCUCAACAGGGUCUUAUGGAAUACGUGGAGCUUGCAGCAAUAAAUACUGAAGGGAGAGUUGGGUGGGAGGAAAUUGCGGAUUCCCGUCUUGAUGGGAAAUAUGACAUUCAAGAACUGAACGACAUGGCAGCCCUUGCGUACAAAUGCAUCAACCCCAUAGCGAGGAAACGGCCUUCCAUGAGGGACAUUGUUCAGGCGCUCACUCGGAUUGUUAAGCUGCGCCAGAAUCGGAAGCAUCACAAACACGCUUCAGUGGUUUCAUUGGAGGAAGUCAUAAUCGAUAUAGACCAAACUGAUGUCCAUGUUCCAAAUGGGAAUCAUCAAAGAGAGGACUCGAUCAGCAGCAUGACGGAUCUGCCUGAUGUUUGAUAAAGGUUCUUCUUUUCUCCUCCCUUUUAUUUUUUGUUGUGACCUUUACGCAUUUCAAAGUAACUAGAAGAUAGAUUUCUGGUUUUUUAAAGGAGAAAUUACACAAUGCGCAGACCCCCUAACAUUUAUUCAGCACCGUUCAGGCGUUCAGUUUGUGCAAGUUGGGUCCAUGGUUCAGCGAUCCAAGCCAUUGAUACAUGGUCCUCACUAACGGAUGGCCCUUGCCCAGAAAGAAAAUACAGAAACAGUUCCCAUUCAAAUGAAAAGAGAGGCUAAACAUUCUACAGUUAUGAUCAUCCAGUCUAGCGGAAUUUAAGUGCAUGGUCCGGUCCAUCCAGGGUGAGUGCCAACUGCCCACACAUCAAAGAUUUGGCUCACUGAACCAUGGGUCCCACUUGUAGAAACUCAAGUCCAUGUGUACUGUUUAAACUCAUGCCUGCACAUUGUGUAACUACUCCUUUCUGAGAGAGAUGGGAUUCUAUUCAAGGUCUCCCAUACAUCUUAACUUCAUUGUAACAUAGCCAUUUUUCUGUAAUUAUCCUUUUGCUUUCAAGUGAAAAUGAAAAAUUUUGCCUCUUUUUCCUCA